This is a messenger RNA of Umbelopsis ramanniana AG, 900 nucleotides long. RefSeq lists its product as uncharacterized. The record is from RefSeq and is a predicted model, not a curated record. Gene Ontology annotation, biological process: protein K63-linked deubiquitination; mitotic G2 DNA damage checkpoint signaling; positive regulation of DNA repair. Bases 42 to 821 code for a protein of 259 amino acids. NCBI's taxonomy places the organism in Eukaryota, Fungi, Mucoromycota, Umbelopsidomycetes, Umbelopsidales, Umbelopsidaceae. Gene Ontology annotation, cellular component: BRISC complex; nuclear body; BRCA1-A complex. The transcript is spliced from 8 exons.
CAGCGGGGAAUCUUUGCAGCGUUGAAACACAGACGUUUUUCAUGUCUGUACCAACACCUGCCAGCAGCAUGAAUGAAACUGAAGCUCUGCUACCGGCUCUACCGCAGAAAAUAAUCUUUUGCAUUGAUGUUUCGAAUGACAUGACAGGAGAGAUCAGUCGUGUACUAUGCGGUGGUGCGGACGAUACCUUUCUAGAACCAACAUCGAGAAUUGAGGUUGUUAAAAGACUUAUCCUGCGGUUUAUAAGCUUGAAGCUCCUAGCAAAUCCAAACCAUGAAUUUGCUGUGAUUUUACUUGCAGAACGGGCGAUAUGGCAUAUGAACUUUACAAGCGAUAAGUUAUUACUCGAAGCUGCGAUCGAAGAAAUCGGUCCUUUGGGGACGUUCAGUUCCUUUGACAUGAAUAGUUUGCUAAAGACCAUACUGAGUCAAGUGGACAUUAACAACUCCGAGCACUUUAUACAAGCUAUUGUCAUAUACGGAAGAUCAGGCUGUAUACCUAGCGACCCUAGCAAAGAACUAUUGAGUCAAAUGCAGUGGUGCACAAGCUUUGUGUUCGACAUGCUCUAUAUUCAUGAAAAGAAAUCAGAAGUCAAUUGCCCACAGGAUGUCUACAAUCGUUGGCUACAGUUGGAAUCGGAUGUCUAUCCGGGGUGGUUCUUUGAUUUUGGGCGACUAGCGCGACGACGAAUUGCUCUGGCUAUGAUGCAGUUGCUGGCUCAUCCUUUACAACGGGCGGAACAAGAAGAUAUGGAAAUCGAAGAGUUGAAAGAUAUCACUAUGCACGAAGAUACACUAAUUCUUUUGGACGAUGACGAUUAAGUACUGGCAAUAAAAAAAACUGUAAUAUUAUUCAAAUACGAUACGAGGCUGUCAUUUCCAAUGCUAGUUUUCUAGGGUU